AUUGAGCAUCAUGCAACACCCCUGACAAUCAUAGACCAAAUAAAGAAAAGGAUUGUGACAUGAACUCUAAAGGUGACUGCGUUUGCGUCCCAAGGCCAGAAUAUGACGCUGGUAGGUUCAUAGCUCCAUUCAAGUCGGCGAAGUGCACCACUCCCCUCCCCCGCCCAGACCUGGGGGCUCUCACACCCAUCGCCAGGAAGCUCAAGCUCGCCCCUCCACUCUGGAUCUUCCGUACAGCAUGGCAGCCCCCAAAGGCGUCACCCAUAGUAGUGGCUUCCGUACAACAUGGCUGCCUACAGGGAGCGCACCGCACCCCCUCCCGCCAGGCCACCGGAAGUUUCCAUUUGAAACCGAGGCGGCGGACUCUGUCGGCGCUACGGCAGUUGCUGCCCGGCAUCUUUUGAACCCGAGUGACGAGGCCUGCGGGCAGGAGCAGCAGGCGCCUAGGCCCCAGUCGUGCUGCCUCGUUACGAUGACCAGCGUGGUUAAGACAGUGUACACCCUGCAGCCCACUUCUGUGCUGAGCAGCUGUCUGGCCGCAGAUGCACAAACUCGAGCCACUUCUAAGAGCCUUUUACCUGUCAAGUGCAAAGAAGUUGAUGUUUCCAAACCUCGUUCAGGAGGUUCAGAGAAUGAUGGUACAAAAAUCAUCAAACCAAGAAGAGAGAAUGGGCAGGUGAAAGCUUUAGACACUGCCACUAGGAGGAACAUCAGAAAGGGUUAUCAUUACAGCUACAAGCCAUUGAGUGAACGGAAAUCAGAGGAAGAGCUCAAGGAUAAGAACCAGCUCCUAGAGGCUGUCAACAAGCAGUUGCACCAGAAGUUGACUGAAACUCAGGGAGAGCUGAAGGACCUGACUCAAAAAGUGGAGCUGCUGGAGAAGUUUCAGGACAACUGUUUGGCAAUUUUGGAGAGCAAGGGCCUUAACACAGGCAGUGAGACCCUGGCGUCACAGCAAGAUUCUACCAUGGAUCACAUGGACUCUAUGUUGCUGUUAGAAACUCUGCAAGAUGAGCUGAAGCUUUUUAAUGAAACCGCCACAAAGCAGAUGGAGGAGUUGCAGGCCUUAAAGAUAAAGUUGAAGGUGAAAGAAGAAGAGAGGGCCCAGUUCCUAGAACAACAGACUUUAUUCAACAGUCAAAUAAAUGAUUUUACAACAGCCCUUGAGGAAAUGGAGCAGCUCUUAGAAAUGUGAUGAAAAAGCAAGUGGCCACGUGGCUCCCUCUUGGGGACACACUCUCAGAGGAAGCCACUUAGGACAUCUGCUUCUUGGCCGUGGUCUUCUAGGACUCACCAUCCCCAGAGUAAAAGCAGUUUCUGCAAUAGGAUCAAGAACAGUCUAUGCUGAAAUGGCGGUUCCCCACUUCCAAACUGGCCAGCUCUCCUGAGCCUCACAGUACAUAAUUGAGACCUACAAGACAGGGGGCCUAGAAGCUUGGAUCAACCUCCUAGGCAACAAAGUAGCACACAUUAGAAUCAGGAGACUAAACCAGCCACAGCCAGAGGAUCCAAAAGGUCACAUUCAGAUGUGCAGGAAGAGACAGUGGAGCACAGGUGCCCCACGGGAGACUUCACCAAGGAGCCAUGCGCUCCCCUCCUAACUUGGUAUACAUUCUGUCCCUUCCCGGUUGGGCUCCAUAACCUCCCUGUAAAUUCACACUCACUGUAAGUUACUUAAAAUGGCUUAAUAAAUGGAGUGAAUGUAUAGAGAGCAGUAACGCCUAUGAAACAAUACACCUGGGAGCUUCUGAUCUAAA
Molecule: messenger RNA, 1757 nt
Organism: Phacochoerus africanus (Common warthog)
Lineage: Eukaryota; Metazoa; Chordata; Mammalia; Artiodactyla; Suidae
Gene: KNSTRN
Product: kinetochore localized astrin (SPAG5) binding protein
Exons: 9
Coding region: 239-1195 (318 amino acids)
Biological process (GO): regulation of attachment of spindle microtubules to kinetochore; spindle organization; mitotic sister chromatid segregation
Cellular component (GO): microtubule plus-end; centriolar satellite; kinetochore
Source: RefSeq, a predicted model, not a curated record